AGUCCGGAGACCCGGAGCUGCUGCUGCUAACGGCGGCAAAAAUUUGUAACUGGAUCAAAAGUGAUGUGAAGUAAGCCAGUGAUCAAGAUGACUCUUCUCCCAGGAGAAAAUUCAGACUAUGACUACAGUGCCCUCAGCUGUGCUUCAGAUGCCUCCUUCAACCACCCUUUAUUUGCUGAAAGAGAAACUCUGAAGGGGGUCUUCUACCAAAGAGCCAAGCGUCUUCAUCCUGGCAAAGACCUCUACGAAAGUGUCCGCCCAGAAGAAAGGAAACACUAUAUCAUCAUUAACGUGGGUGGCUUUAAAUACUUGCUCCCCUGGACCACCCUGGACGAGUUCCCCAUGACUCGCUUGGGACAGCUGAAAUUCUGCAACAAUUUUGACGACAUCCUCAAUAUUUGUGAUGAUUACGACGUGACUUGCAAUGAGUUCUUCUUUGAUCGCAACCCGGGAGCAUUUAGGACCAUCUUGACUUUUCUGCGGGCAGGGAAGCUCCGGCUCUUGAGAGAGGUGUGCGCCCUCUCCUUCCAAGAAGAGCUGCUCUACUGGGGCAUAGAGGAGGACAGCCUAGAGUGGUGCUGCAAGAGGAGAUACCUCCAGAAGAUGGAGGAAUUUGCAGAAAUGAACGAAAUAGAGGAUGAGUUUUUGGACUGCGAAAACCCUUCUGAAGCAACAGGAACAGAGACAAAAGGCAGCCUAUGCAUGAAAAAGUUACAGGACAUGGUGGAGAAGCCUCAGUCAGGGAUCCCUGGGAAAGUGUUUGCCUGUUUAUCUGUCCUCUUUGUAACAGUCACAGCAGUUAAUCUGUCUAUCAGCACCAUGCCUGGGUUACGAGAAGAAGAGGAACGAGGCGAGUGUUCUCAGAUGUGCUACAACAUUUUCAUUGUGGAAUCUGUUUGCGUCGGAUGGUUUUCCUUGGAGUUCCUCUUGAGAUUCAUCCAGGCACCAAGCAAAUUUAUAUUUCUGCGGCACCCUCUGACAUUAAUUGACAUAGUUGCCAUCCUGCCCUAUUAUAUCACUUUACUACUAGAUAGUGCUUCAGUGAGUAGCAACAAAAAGCCAAGCUCUGGCAACAUUUACCUGGAUAAGGUAGGCCUGGUGCUCCGUAUACUCCGUGCCUUGAGGAUUCUCUACGUCAUGCGGCUCGCCAGGCAUUCACUAGGUCUGCAGACCUUGGGACUCACAGCUCGUAGGUGCACACGUGAAUUUGGACUGUUGCUGCUGUUCCUUUGUGUAGCCAUUGCACUUUUUGCUCCCCUCUUGUAUGUGAUUGAAAACGAGAUGGCAGACUCUCAGGAGUUCACCAGUAUCCCUGCUUGCUAUUGGUGGGCCGUUAUCACUAUGACAACAGUGGGCUAUGGCGAUAUGGUACCCAGAAGCAUCCCAGGCCAGGUGGUGGCUCUGAGCAGCAUCUUGAGUGGCAUCCUUCUCAUGGCUUUUCCUGUCACUUCCAUUUUCCACACGUUUUCCCGUUCAUACAUUGAGCUGAAGCAAGAGCAAGAGAGAAUUAUGUACAGGAGGGCGCAGUUCUUAAUGAAAACCAAAUCCCAGUUAAGCAACGCAUCACAAGGGAGCGACGUAUUUCCGAAUAUGCCUUCAGAGACCAGAGACAAUGUCUGAUAACGGAAGUUUCCAUGUCUGCCUGUUGCUGGGAAGCAGGAAUAGCUUUCCUCUUGGCAUUUGCGUCUGGAGGCACUUGGGAAACCUAUUGCACAAAUAAUGUGCAAAGGGCUUAUAGCCAUGAUGACAGUGAGAACUUUAACCAUUAUGCAUAUUCACGCUACUAUUAGGACUUGAAAUAAGAUUACUGCUUUUGGCAGAGUCUACAAAGGAGAAAGGACUUCUACGUAAGAUCACAAAGCCAUUUGAAAGGGAAAAGAAAAUGAGCAUUGUUGGCCAGAAGGAGAAGAGUAUAGAGUUACAUGCAGGCUGCAAAAUAUUCCAUUUGUAAUAUAACGAAAUGAGCCAUUUCCCUAGAAAACGACGGUGAAUGUAACAGUUUGGUCAUUUGGUUCAUUGAGUUUUGUUGUUCACUUCUGUCCGGACAGGUUAAAGGUAAACUUUAACCUUUCAGAGAUCCAAAUGAAUUUCUUGGGUAUAUAACUCCAUCGUUUGUAGUGGAGUGGAACAGUUUGCGUUGCACUCAAGAGAAAGUAACUUCUGUUUUUUGGUUUUUUUUUUAAAGUAAAUAAUUGGUGUUUGCUCCAGAGUGUAGAGCAAUCUCUCCAUCUCCUUCUCUCAUUCAGUUGCUGACAGCCUUCAUUUCAAACGCAGGACCCAUUAAACAGAUAGAGAUCACGAGAAUAAAUCAUUUUACUGUGUUUCUCUUUUUUUUUCCAGGCAUAAUUUAAAUAAGAGCAGAAAGCUGCUUGUUCCUAAACAGCCACAUGAUUAUUUGCAGCCUGUUUUUUUUUUUUUAAAUGGGAGACUUCUCUUUCCUUCAAGAGGGUGGGGGGAGUGUUUCAUUGAGAUGUUGUAUAACCAAGUUACAAGUUCCAUCAUGUCUGCCACUGGAACUUAGUUUUUCUAUUUGCACAAUUUUCUUUUGGAUUGGUUAUAACUAGAGCCCUUUAAACCUUUCAGUGCCCUUCGUGUUCAUCAGCCUAUGAAUGAAUGUGCUGUAGAGUUUCUCAUUCACUGUCUCUUGGAUACUGAAGAUGCUGGAGUAGCCAGAAAUGGUUUCCUGCUGUUCCCUCUAGUGUUCAUAGUAAAGAAAAAGUAGGAAUUUGUAAAACCAGCAAAUAUUGAAAUAUUAUACUUUCCUAGCUAUCAUCUCAUGGAUGUUGGGUAUUUUUUUUAAAAAAUUAGUAGAAGAAAAUAUCAAAUCUAGCUUAGUUGCCAAAAAUAUUAACUUGUCACUAAUGAGAACUCCUUUAGAGGAGCAGAAGUAAUAAUUACUAGAAGCAUUUCAUAUCUAUACACAGAGAGGGAGGGGGGAUGAGUACUCUGAAAUGCAGUGGUUUUCCCAUUAAUAAGACAUAACGGCUUCUGCUGUAUGCUUUGCCUUCUCCUAGUACAAUAAGCUUCAAAAUAAACAAAACAUAUAGAACUCUAAAAAGCAGCUAAGGAUCUUUCCUAGGGCAAUACGCUUUUUCAUUUGGGUGUAAUGCACACCAGCAUAAAGCAGCUUGAUUUCCAAUAAUGUGAAACAGCGUUUUUCUUGGCCUGAAUUAAACUAUGUGCUUGGUGAAACCUGUAGCAUGACUUGGCCACAAGCAAAAGACUUCCUUCCUCUCCACACACCCGCAAACCCCCUCCCCCUAAAGCUGGACAUGGUUCCAGUGAGAAAAUUCACAUGACUUCAUCACAUGUGCCUUUGCAAUGCAGACUUUGCAUUCAAUAAACUAUUUCUGCUCAGAUAGCCUAGCUGAUGCCCUAGGGCUGGUUUUUUAUGCAUGAUGCAUAAAGUAAUAAUAUUGUGGCUUAAUGUGAUCUAUGGAGCCCAUCGUUUUGGUCUACGAACCACAAUUUAUGCUUUGGUAUUCUAUGUGAAUGCAGCCAUCAUUACUUACUGAACAAAUUAGUAUUAAAAAGAACCAUGGAACAAAGGUCUUGUGCAGUUUUGUCAAACUAGGCAGGUAAUAAUGAUUACCCAGACUGACAAAAGAUCUAAAAUUAUGCCUUUUUUUAAAAAAAUCAGCAAUUUUUAGUACUGAAGAAGGUGUUGCACUGUAAUGGAUGGAUGAUGAACUGUAUUUUGGCAAAGAUGGGAAGUUUACUAGAGAAUAUGCAAUGGUAAGAUUAAUAAGAUCAGAUGGGCCUGAACCUUGAAAUAAAAUUGGUCUUCUGUGAUGGAUCACUUACAAUGUACAAUUCCAAUAAAGUUUACAAAGCCCUCAUCAACUUUGUAAAUUCAAAAACUAUUUAAAAACACCCAUAAUAACAGUUUAUUAACCAUCCAUCCGAUUUUUCUACUCCUCGUUUCUUCUUAAAAACUGUUCUAUAAUUCACAUUUAUUUUUGUACACAACUUUCCCUAAAUGUUAUGCAUUUUGUAUGUCUUUCUAAAAUACCUGUUGGGAUGUAAGUGUAUCUGUUUUUGAAUGCACUAACAACCACAGCGGAGUAUGUAGAAGAAGGUACAGGAAAGUAGGAGAAAGGUGUAUAUAUAUUAGUUUAGAAAAUAAUACGUUAUGUUUUCCUGAAAAAUAUAGUCCAGACAAAACUAUUCGUAUUUCCCAAAUGAACUUGAUUUCUUGUUGUGGAAGGAAAGUGCUGGUUUAUAUUGUGGUUUAUAUUUUCUGUCAGUUAGCUGGGGCAAAAAGCGGGAGUUUUUCUUUUAACAGUGGUUUUAGCUCAGUGGUGUUUACAUGGAAAAUCAAGCCCUCAAAUGGAAAUGCAUGUAAAUCUGAAAGACAAGGAACCAGACACCAUUAUGAUGCAUAGGAACCACGAUGCAUUGGAACAGACAAUAUUAAUUUACAAUGCAUAUCGGAACUGGGUGGAUUGUUUGUUUACAACAGCAAGAAUUUGACAUAUUCUGCAGUAUUUCAAAUGUGCACCCUGCAAGCCAGUCAUCUGCCUGUUUAUUCAAAAUUAAGUCUUUGGGGCUUGCAGGCACACAUAGAAUUGCAAGUUUAAUUAGCCAACAGUCAGAAUCCAGGAUGAACUGGGAUUAAGGCACGUUUUGCACAAUACUAGAUGCCAUUUUCAUUUGCCAAAGAAGUAGACUUCUUUUUAGGCCAGGAAUCUGGCACAAAACUGGAAGUUGGUAUAAAAUGGGGCAAGAAGAAAUGUACCAGCACUUUGGCAGCUGGGGCAUUCUAAUGAGUCCAUCAUUUAUCUUGGAUGAUGAUGUUUAGCAGGAGGUCACCAUCUCCCCUCUGUUAUCUCAACAGAUGGAGAACCAGUAGCAGUAGUUACUAAUAAGGCUGUAUAUCUUGCUCAUGUUAAUUUCGUAUUAAAUCAUCUUGAACGGAGUACAAAUAUUUGUCCCUUGUAAAACUGCAAAGGACUGGACCUUCUAAAAUAUUAUUUAGCUUGUUUUGGUCUUGUACCUUGUAAUUAAAUUACUUAAAAGAUGACCAUUCAUCAAUCUGUAAUAAAUUACUAUUUUUUUCUAUUUUCAGAACUUCAAAGUUGGUAUGAUAUGGUUUAUGCUAAAUUAGUACUGCAUAUCUGACCCAAAAAUCAUUAACAUUAGCACUGAAGCCCCAUAUUAU
Thamnophis sirtalis is the source of this 5161-nucleotide messenger RNA. It is a transcript of the gene KCNG1, whose product is annotated as potassium voltage-gated channel modifier subfamily G member 1. Gene Ontology annotation, biological process: potassium ion transmembrane transport; action potential; protein homooligomerization. Gene Ontology annotation, molecular function: protein binding; delayed rectifier potassium channel activity. Gene Ontology annotation, cellular component: membrane; voltage-gated potassium channel complex. The record is from RefSeq and is a predicted model, not a curated record. Lineage: Eukaryota; Metazoa; Chordata; Lepidosauria; Squamata; Natricidae.